GCUACGGCGCCGCCAAGAAGAAGAAGAAGACGAAGGAGAAGAAGGAAAGGAAGCCCCGGAAGAAGAAGAGGGAGGAAGAGGAGGAUGAUGACGACGAUGACGAUGGCAACAUGAAGGAGCCCAAGGCGUCGGCCCAGUUGAUGCUGGAGUGGGGCCUGGAGGACGUGCAGUACGGCUUCACCGAGGAGGACUACACCACCAUCACCAACUACAAGGCCUUCAGCCAGUUCCUCAGGCCUCUAAUCGCUAAGAAGAACCCCAAGAUCCCCAUGUCCAAGAUGAUGACCGUGCUGGGCGCCAAGUGGCGCGAGUUCAGCGCCAACAACCCCUUCAAAGGCUCCUCGGCCAACGCCGUGGCCGCCGCCGUGGCCGCCGCCGUGGAAACGGUUACCGUGACGCAGCCCGUCUCCUUCAGCAGCAGCAGCGGCAGCCAGCCGGGGUCCGGCCUGGGGCUGCUGAAGAAGGCCAAGACCAAGGAGGGGAAGGGACCGGGGGUCAGGAAGAAGAGCAGGAGCUCCAAGGAGGUGAAGAGGAAGGCCAAGCCCAAGAAGACCAAGUCCAAGUCUGGGGGCAGGAAGAAGAGGGCCUCUUCUAGUGAGGAUGACUUCCUGGAUGAGUCGGACUUUGAUGACAUCAGCGUCCACAGCGCCACGGUGCUGUCCGACACCGUGGCAACCGCCGCCGCCGCCGCCAAGAAGAAGGCUCGCCGAGGGAGGAAGAAGAGGAAAAGGGAGGACGGGGACGGCUACGAGACGGACCACCAGGACUACUGCGAGGUGUGCCAGCAGGGCGGCGAGAUCAUCCUGUGUGACACGUGCCCCCGGGCGUACCACCUGGUGUGUCUGGAGCCCGAGCUGGAGAAGGCCCCGGAGGGCAAGUGGAGCUGCCCCCACUGCGAGAAGGAGGGCAUCCAGUGGGAGGCCAAGAUGGAGGAGGAGGAGGAGGAGGAGGAGGAGGAGGAGGUGGUGAUCGAGGAGGAGGACGACCACAUGGAGUUCUGCCGCGUGUGUAAGGACGGCGGGGAGCUGCUGUGCUGCGACACCUGUCCGUCAUCCUACCACAUCCACUGCCUGAACCCACCCCUCCCCGAGAUCCCCAACGGGGAGUGGCUGUGUCCGCGCUGCAUGUGCCCGCCGCUGAAGGGGAAGGUCCAGAAGAUCCUCCACUGGACCUGGGGGGAGCCCCCGCUGCCGGCCCAGCCCCCCCCCCGCCCCGACGGCACGCCCACCGACCCGCUGCUCAAGCCCCCGCUGAAGGGCCACCCCGAGAGGGAGUUCUUCGUCAAGUGGGGGGCCCUGUCCUACUGGCACUGCUCCUGGAUCAGCGAGCUGCAGCUGGAGCUCUACCACACCGUCAUGUACCGCAACUACCAGCGCAAGAACGACAUGGACGAGCCCCCGCCCUUUGACUACGGCUCUGGGGAGGAGGAGCUUAACAACGAGAAGAGGAAGAGCAAGGACCCCCAAUACGCCAUGAUGGAAGAGCGCUUCUACCGCUACGGCAUCAAGCCUGAGUGGCUGAUCAUCCACCGCGUGGUCAACCACAGCUUCGACAAGGACAGUGACGUGCACUACCUGACCAAGUGGAGGGACCUGGCGUACGACCAGAGCACCUGGGAGAGGGACGACUUCGACGUCCCGGACUACGACACGCAGAAGGCCCUCUACUGGGACCACAGAGAGCAGAUACUCGGGGAGGACCAGCGCCCCCUGCUGGUCAAGAGGGGGAAGAAGUUAAAGGAAGACCAUCCCAAGAGGGAAAUCCCCCCUGACGCUCCCAUCAUCGAUCCCACCAUAAAGUUUGAGCACCAGCCGUGGUACAUCAACGCCACGGGGGGCACGCUGCACCCCUACCAGCUGGAGGGGCUGAACUGGCUGCGGUUCUCCUGGGCCCAGGGCACCGACACCAUCCUGGCCGACGAGAUGGGCCUGGGCAAGACGGUCCAGACCAUCGUGUUCCUGUACUCGCUCUACAAGGAGGGUCACUCCAAGGGCCCCUUCCUGGUGAGCGCCCCCCUCUCCACCAUCAUCAACUGGGAGCGGGAGUUUGAGCUGUGGGCGCCCGACUUCUACGUGGUGACGUACACGGGCGACAAGGACAGCCGCGCCGUCAUCAGGGACAACGAGUUCACCUUCGAGGACAGCGCCGUCAAGACCGGCCGCAAGGUGUUCCGCAUGAAGAAAGACACGCCCAUCAAGUUCCACGUGCUGCUCACCUCCUACGAGCUGAUCACCAUCGACCAGGCCGCUCUGGGCUCCAUUAACUGGGCCUGCCUGGUGGUGGACGAGGCCCACCGACUCAAGAACAACCAGUCCAAGUUCUUCAGGAUACUCAACGGCUACAAGAUCUACUACAAGCUGCUGCUGACCGGAACACCCCUUCAGAACAAUCUGGAAGAACUCUUCCACCUUCUCAACUUCCUCACGCCAGAGCGCUUUAACAACCUGGACGGCUUCCUGGAGGAGUUUGCUGACAUCUCCAAGGAGGACCAGAUCAAGAAGCUCCACGACCUGCUGGGGCCCCACAUGCUGCGCCGGCUGAAGGCCGACGUCUUCAAGAACAUGCCCUCCAAGACGGAGCUCAUCGUCAGGGUGGAGCUCAGCCCCAUGCAGAAGAAGUACUAUAAGUUCAUCCUGACGCGGAACUUUGAGGCACUGAACUCCAAGGGCGGAGGGAACCAGGUGUCACUGCUCAACAUCAUGAUGGACCUGAAGAAGUGCUGCAACCACCCCUACCUGUUCCCCGUGGCGUCCAUGGAAGCGCCGGUGACUGCCAGCGGCUCGUACGACGGGAACCAGCUGGUGAAGUCCUCGGGGAAGCUGACGCUCAUGCAGAAGAUGAUGAGGAAGCUGAAGGACCAGGGACACCGUGUCCUCAUCUUCUCCCAGAUGACCAAGAUGCUGGACCUGCUGGAGGACUUCCUGGAGUACGAGGGCUACAAGUACGAGAGGAUCGACGGGGGCAUCACCGGGGGGCUGCGGCAGGAGGCCAUCGACCGCUUCAACGCGCCGGGUGCUCAGCAGUUCUGCUUCCUGCUGUCCACGCGUGCGGGCGGCCUGGGAAUCAACCUGGCCACCGCCGACACCGUCAUCAUCUACGACUCUGACUGGAACCCCCACAACGACAUACAGGCGUUCAGCCGGGCCCACCGCAUCGGGCAGAACAGGAAGGUGAUGAUCUACCGCUUCGUGACGCGGGCCAGCGUUGAGGAGCGCAUCACGGAGGUGGCCAAGAGGAAGAUGAUGCUGACCCACCUGGUGGUGCGGCCCGGCCUGGGCUCCAAGACUGGCUCCAUGUCCAAGCAGGAGCUGGACGACAUCCUCAAGUUCGGCACCGAGGAGCUGUUCAAGGACGAGAUGGAGGCGGCGCGUGCCAUGGGCAUGAUCAAAGGGGAGAUGAAGGAGUGCGACGAGGGCAGUGUGAUCCACUACGACGACAACGCCAUCUCCAAGCUGCUGGACCGCAGCCAAGACAACACGGAGGACACGGAGAUCCAGAACAUGAACGAGUACCUGAGCUCCUUCAAGGUGGCCAAGUACGUUGUGAAGGAGGAGGACGGAGAGGAGGAGCCUCAGAGGGAGAUCAUCAAGCAGGAGGAGAACGUGGACCCGGACUACUGGGAGAAGCUGCUGCGCCACCACUACGAGCAGCAGCAGGAGGACCUGGCCCGCAACCUGGGCAAGGGCAAGAGGAUCCGCAAGCAGGUCAACUACAACGACGCAACGCAGGAGGACCAAGACAAUCAAUCCGAGUACUCCGUGGGGUCCGAAGACGAGGACGAAGACUUCGAGGAGAGACCUGAAGGCGGACGCCGCCACUCCCGCCGCCAGCUGAGAGGGGAGAAGGACAAGCCCCUGCCGCCCCUGCUGGCCCGCGUGGGGGGCAGCAUCGAGGUGCUGGGGUUCAACGCCCGGCAGAGGAAGGCCUUCCUGAACGCCAUCAUGCGCUGGGGCAUGCCCCCCCAGGACGCCUUCAACUCCCACUGGCUGGUGCGCGACCUGCGGGGCAAGAGCGAGCGGGAGUUCAGGGCGUACGUCUCUCUGUUCAUGAGACACCUCUGUGAGCCGGGGGCCGACGGGGCCGAAACCUUCGCCGACGGGGUCCCGCGCGAGGGCCUGUCCCGCCAGCACGUCCUCACGCGCAUCGGGGUCAUGUCGCUGGUCCGGAAGAAGGUCCAGGAGUUUGAGCACGUCAACGGUAAGCUGAGUUCCCCGGACCUCAUCCCCAUCGGGAUGGAGCUGAAGAAGCUGACCGAGAGCCUGUCGUCAGACCCCAACACCCCGGUGGCAGCCAGUCCCGCCGCCACGCAGCCUGGGACCCCCGUCCCCGCAGAAAAACUGGAGUCUCUGUCUGGCUCCACUGAGGAGAAGGAAUCCCCGGAGCCGGACAGCAAGAAACACCAUGAACAGGAAGCCAGUGUCGGAGGAGAGCCCGCCCCCACCCAAGAGAAGCCCCCCGACAGCCCGGAGCCCAAGGGGGGGGCGGAGAGGGGGCCGGAGCCCGAGGAGAGGGAGAGGGCCGGGUCGCCCGCCCCCACCAAGGGAGAGUCGUCCAGCAGCCAAUCAAAAGAGCCGACGGCCAAGGCCUCAGACCCGCCCUCCAAUGAGAGCGCAGCUAAAGUGGACCCCUGUCAGGAAACGCCAGAGAAGUCCUCAGAGAAGGGAGAGAGUGAACCCGUAUCCAAGACCGACGAUAAGGAACACAAGCCAGCCGCUGCGGACGAGGUGAAGAGCGAGGAGGCGGUGUCCGAGGGGCGGCUGAACGGAGAGAAGGACCCCCCCGAGGAGACAGAGGAGAGGAAGGAGGACAGGAACGGCUUCAAGACCAGAUUCAUGUUCAACAUCGCCGACGGAGGCUUCACGGAACUCCACACUCUGUGGCAGACCGAGGAGCGAGCCGCCCUGACCUCCGGAAAGAUCUACGACAUCUGGCACCGUCGCCAUGACUACUGGCUGCUGGCUGGCAUCGUCACACACGGCUACGCGCGCUGGCAGGACAUCCAGAACGACCCUCGCUACGCCAUCCUCAAUGAGCCCUUCAAGACGGAGAUGCACAAGGGCAACUACCUGGAGAUGAAGAACAAGUUCCUGGCCCGGCGCUUCAAGCUCCUGGAGCAGGCCCUGGUGAUCGAGGAGCAGCUGCGGCGGGCGGCCUACCUCAACAUGAGCCAGGACCCGGGCCACCCGGCCAUGGCGCUCAACGCCCGCUUCAGCGAGGUGGAGUGUCUGGCCGAGGCCCACCAGCACCUCAGCAAGGAGUCGCUGGCCGGCAACAAGCCCGCCAACGCAGUGCUGCACAAAGUGCUGAACCAGCUGGAGGAGCUGCUGAGCGACAUGAAGGCGGACGUGACCCGGCUGCCCAACAUGCUGACCCGGAUCCCCCCGGUGUCGGCCCGCCUGCAGAUGUCCGAGAGGAGCAUCCUGAGCCGGCUCACCAACCGGGGCGGCGAGGCGCCCCCCCCCGCGCCGCAGGUCCAGGGCAGCCACGUACUGCAGGAUAGUCUCGCUGUAGUCCUUAGUGUGUCGGACCUUCAUUCAGGAGGGCUCUGGGUGGCUGUAGUCCUCAGUGUGUCGGACCUUCAUUCAGGAGGGCUCUGGGUGGCUUUAGUCCUUAGUGUGUCAGACUUUCAUUCAGGAGGGCUCUGGGUGGCUGUAGUCCUCAGUGUGUCGGACCUUCAUUCAGGAGGGCUCUGGGUGGCUGUAGUCCUUAGUGUGUCGGACCUUCACUCAGGAGGGCUCUGGGUGGCUGUAGUCCUUAGUGUGUCGGACCUUCAUUCAGGAGGGCUCUGGGUGGCUGUAGUCCUUAGUGUGUCGGAACCUUCAUUCAGGAGGGCUCUGGGUGGCUGUAGUCCUAAGUGUGUCGGACCUUCCUUCAGGAGGGCUCUGGGUGGCUGUAGUCCUUAGUGUGUCGGACCUUCAUUCAGGAGGGCUCUGGGUGGCUGUAGUCCUUAGUGUGUCGGACCUUCAUUCAGGAGGGCUCUAGGUGGCUGUAGUCCUUAGUGUGUCGGACCUUCAUUCAGGAGGGCUCUGGGUGGCUGUAGUCCUUAGUGUGUCGGACCUUCAUUCAGGAGGGCUCUGGGUGGCUGUAGUCCUUAGUGUGUCGGACCUUCAUUCAAGAGGGCUCUGGGUGGCUGUAGUCCUUAGUGUGUCGGACCUUCAUUCAAGAGGGCUCUGGGUGGCUUUAGUCCUUAGUGUGUCGGACCUUCAUUCAGGAGGGCUCUGGGUGGCUGUAGUCCUUAGUGUGUCGGACCUUCAUUCAAGAGGGCUCUGGGUGGCUUUAGUCCUUAGUGUGUCGGACCUUCAUUCAGGAGGGCUCUGGGUGGCUUUAGUCCUUAGUGUGUCGGACUUUCAUUCAGGAGGGCUCUAGGUGGCUGUAGUCCUUAGUGUGUCGGACCUUCAUUCAGGAGGGCUCUGGGUGGCUGUAGUCCUUAGUGUGUCGGACCUUCAUUCAGGAGGGCUCUGGGUGCCGGGGGUAACCCCUUCCUGUUCGGGAUCGGCAUGACUCUGAAUAUCACUCCAGGUCACUUUGGAUAAAAGUGUCAGCACGAUAACUAAAUAGUGGACUUAAUAAGACUUAAUAAUCGUUUUUUAUAGCUACAGUCUCAAAGUUUACAGUCCCAUUCUAAUGACAACCCAUAACCCUCACCCAAAGAAAUAUAAACAUUAUUCCCCAAGACCCAUUGGGUUAGAGAAGGACCCUCCAGAGGGAACAGAUGCUCCCAUUAUGGUAUGGCAGGGUGUGCAGGUGCUGACUGGGUCGGAGCCAACACUGUCCGGUACUCCGGUCACUGGAUAGUAUCCAAUAUAAUAUAAUGAAGAAUCUGUCCAUUAAAACAAACAUUAUACAAAGGGGUGGUUAGACCCAGUUUGUAGCUCAUUGAGUAGUAAGUUCUUGCUCUUUUAUUUGAACCUCACUUUUUGUCUAUGCUGUGAAGAACCAUACGAUUUGAAUUGCUUAGAAAAGGACAUUGAGACUCCUCUGUUGUUGUCUGGAAACCGGCUUUCCCAUGUCCACCCACCCCCACCGCCCAAAGUAAUCUGAUUACAAGACUGUGGGAUAAACAGUAACGUCUUGUGUAAAUCUGGACUACAGGACUA
This is a messenger RNA of Gadus macrocephalus (Pacific cod), 7097 nucleotides long. It is a transcript of the gene chd5, whose product is annotated as chromodomain helicase DNA binding protein 5. Gene Ontology annotation, cellular component: nucleus; NuRD complex; chromatin. The transcript has 36 exons. The coding region runs from base 111 to 5903 and encodes 1930 amino acids. Lineage: Eukaryota; Metazoa; Chordata; Actinopteri; Gadiformes; Gadidae. The record is from RefSeq and is a predicted model, not a curated record. Gene Ontology annotation, biological process: negative regulation of transcription by RNA polymerase II; chromatin remodeling. Gene Ontology annotation, molecular function: ATP hydrolysis activity; histone binding; ATP binding.